Messenger RNA from Lachancea thermotolerans CBS 6340, 1551 nucleotides. Its product is annotated as KLTH0C02970p. Gene Ontology annotation, molecular function: potassium ion transmembrane transporter activity. The record is from RefSeq and is a predicted model, not a curated record. The transcript has a single exon. The coding region runs from base 1 to 1551 and encodes 516 amino acids. NCBI's taxonomy places the organism in Eukaryota, Fungi, Ascomycota, Saccharomycetes, Saccharomycetales, Saccharomycetaceae. Gene Ontology annotation, biological process: potassium ion transmembrane transport. Gene Ontology annotation, cellular component: plasma membrane.
AUGUUCCGUAACGAUUGGAAACUCUCCAUCAACUCGAAGACGUUUGACGCACUGGACUGCUCUUUGUUCCGUAACUUUAAGUUCAUGACAGUCGUCAACUAUGCGUUCUUCGUUUUAUUCCUCACGGCCAUGAAGAUAGCACUUUUCAUCUCAGACGUAUACACCUGUAUCAAGCUCCUGGCCUUCAACUCGUGGUCCAACAACGUUGUGCCACCGUACAUUCCGUUCCGCAUUAGCAAGUGGCUUUUCAGCGGGUGCAUUCUUGCUUCAAUCGUGCUGAUUGCAUGGGAGAUCAUCAACGGUAUCCGCAUCUACCGCACUCGCAACAUUUCGCUGACUUACGUCAACAACUUCUCUAGAGGCGCGUACUCACUGAGCCAGUACAACAAGUUUUGCGUGUACAACCGCAUCUCGCCCUCGGGCGCGUACCAGAAAAUCGCAUUUUUCACGUUCUUCGAGCUGAAGGACUGCCUGCGGCUGCUAGUGGCCGAUACGCCGCGUCAAGUAAUCAACGGGCUUACGCUUUGGUCCGUGGUGGUCACCGUGGAUCAGAGCAGCGAUCUGGGACGCGUCGAGAGCUUCAGCGGUCUGGUGGCCAAGAUAAAAACCAUCGCGCAGACCAACCAUGAGGAAGCAGUGUUGCUGUCGUUCAUGCUGUUCUCGUUUGUCAUCUGGGCGUUUUUCAUCACCAAGUUCGUGGCAGCAUGCCUUUGUUCGAUCUACGUGUACUACCGGAUCUUCAACGAAAGAAACGCUAGCGGCCUCAAGGAGUACGUGUGCGUAACGGUGAGCGAGCACAUCGACUACCUUGUCGACAAGUACCAGCGGAGGAAGCAGUUCAACAUGGUGAACCAAAGCCAUGGCCUGUCCAGCAGCUCGCUGCUGCAGACGGACGACCUGGAGGCGGGCCCCUGGAAGAGCGCGGCGCACACAAACGUUGAGUCGCUGGAGCUCGAGGACCGCUCUGAGAGCCGCGUCAACUCGUCCACGGCCAACCUCCUGGCCAAGGAGUUCGCCGCGCCCGUGGCGCCCCGGCUGAACAAAUGGGCCUCUGUGGACAGCCUGCCGACAAUCGGCACGGCAGAUCCCGUGCAGGCGGCGUCGCCAAUCGCGAACAUGCACCAAACGGCGCCGCAGAAGCGGACCGCGUUCGACCCGAUCGCGCGGUCCGAGACGUUUGAGUCUUCGAGGCCGGUGAAGGAGAACCCAUUCGCGCCACGACUCAUCAACGCCAACACGUUCAACUCGGUGAAGACGUCCAAUACGGUGCCAAGCUACUACUUUGACAGAGACGCGAGCCCCGAGACGCCUGGCGCGCCCGAGGCCUCACGCGACGAGCCCGACCCGGCGCAGCGCCGCCAGCGGCCGCCGCCGCCGGCGCCCGGCAAGGUCAACACGCCGGAGCAGGCCUAUUUUGGCGAGUUCGCCGCGUCCUCGGACAGCCUCGCCCAGCGGAACGCCAGCGUGCUUGCGCGGAGGGACCGCAUUGAGCGCGAGGACUACGAGUUCUACACCCAGUCGCGCCACGCCAGCGGCGGCGCGCGUCCCUGA